AUGGAGUACCUCAAUAACUUCAUAGCCUCGGCCUCACCUACGUUUGAAGGAUGGCAGCAGAAUCCAGGCCAGGACGCGUCUGCGCACGCGCCUACAACAACCUCCACUCCCUCUGCGAGCAACAGAUUUGUCGGCUUUGAUGGUGGCGACUACACUGGCUGCGAGUUCCCCCUUUUAGAGCGGCUGCUCAAUGGCGACGAUAUUAUUAUGUUAGGACAAGUCUUUGGCAUGAAUCUAGCCAGUGAAAUAUUCCAUGGUUUAAGUAACGCUAGAACGAAGAUCAAGGCUCUUGAGGCCGACAAUCUGCGGAUGGAGGAUGAAGCAGUUCAAGGAAACAAGGUUAUCGAGGAGUUGCGCCAGCAACUCACUCUCGCUGCUAGAGCUCCGCCAGUGCCUCCGAGUUCAGCUUUCGCUACAUCAGCCUUUCGCUCUCAGCUUUCAAAGGAACACCCUGAUCCACGACCUUUUGGUAGCCCUGCCUAUCGAAGCCCCGACGAUUUGGAGGAAUUUCUCACUAAACUCAAUAUGAAGCUUAUGCAGAACGAAGACUGGUGGACAACUGAGGUCGCUCGUAUGAGAUAUGUUUACAGCAUGUUAGAAGCUAAGGCGGCUACAACUUUUCAAGCAUACCUCGGUCGAUCCGGUAAUUUUGAAGGGAUUAGCACAGUCGACGAGAUGCAGGACAUCCUUGUUAGGGGCUUUGGUGACAAGCAUCGAGCCUCUAAAGCAUUUUCCAAGAUCAUAGCACUCAAACAAGGUACAACCGACACUACAACCUUUCUCGCUACAUUCCUGAACCUCACAGCUAUUGCGAAGAUCGACAAGAGCGUGGCCAAGGAGUUCCUUCUCCGCUCUACGAACCCUCUGCUUAUCGACAAGCUCUAUAACUCGCCACAAUAUACUGCAAAGAAAACCGCCAUAACACUUACUGAAGUGGUGGAUUUGCUCCGAGACAUCGAACAUUCUGCUCAAUCGCUUUAUGGGAUCAAUUAUCUGAGGAAGGAACACGUUACUAGAGGGGGAGGAGGAGGAGGAGUAACCCCGCAGACAGGUCUUACACCCACCCACGGAGACCCUAUGGACCUUGACGCUGCUCGAUUACAUAAUAGCAACCUUGCUUGGACUAAGCACGACAUCGACAACAAGAGGAGGGCAGUUACGAAGGAGGAGAAGGAUGCUCGCCGCUCUUAUCAAAUUCAGCACAACCUAUGCUUCUAUUGCGACGCUGUUGCUCAUGGCGUUGAGGAAUGUCCUAAGGCUGCGGUGGCGAGAGCCCGCAAGGAAGCUCGGGAUGCUGGCCAGGGAAAAGCCUGAUCCUUGAUAAUCGACGCUGUCAAGGAUUGUUAGAAAAGGGGUGUGUUUUAGAAGUAUCAUCGCUCAGCUCUAUGGAUAGAGUGUUUGAGAUCUCAUGUCAAAUAACCGAUCGAAAUACAACUUCUUCCAUAGCUACUCGGGCGUUGUUGA
Molecule: messenger RNA, 1464 nt
Organism: Hymenoscyphus albidus
Lineage: Eukaryota; Fungi; Ascomycota; Leotiomycetes; Helotiales; Helotiaceae
Source: the annotation of a GenBank genome assembly